AUCUUGAUCAAACAUUACAGCACAAAAUUAUCAGGUAACCUAACGAAGAAUAAAAACAAGAUUCUGAAAGUAGAAGGUCCAACAAUGGCGAACGCAAGUGAUGAGUUCAGGGUCGCAUCUUCUGGCAUCGAUCAUGAAGGCCGGCUUCCACGAAAAUACACCGCCGAAGGUCAAGGGGCACAAAAAGACAUAUCGCCGCCGAUAGAAUGGUACAAUGUUCCCGAUGGGACGAAAACAUUAGCACUAGUAGUGGAGGAUAUCGACGCACCGGACCCUAAUGAUCCGAUCGUUCCUUGGACUUUAUGGGUGGUGAUCAAUAUACCACCCACCUUGAAAGGAUUGCCCGAGGGAUUUUCCGGCAGAGAAGAGGGCAAGGGUGACGAUUAUGCUAAUAUUAAGGAAGGAAACAACGAUUUUAAGGUACCGGGAUGGCGUGGCCCGAAGAUGCCGUCGCCUGGACAUCGAUUUGAGUUCAAGCUUUAUGCGUUGGAUGAUGAAAUUGAUUUGGGAAAUAAGGUGACAAAGGAUAAGCUACUUGAUACAAUCGAUGGGCAUGUGCUUGGGGAAGCCGUUUUAACGGCGAUAUACUAAUAGCGUUUUUUGUUUGGAUCAAGAUCAGUGCUAUACUGCUAUGUAAGGUUUGAUUUUGAUUGUGUACCAUUUCGUGGAUCCUUAUGUGCAAGACGACUGUAUGUGUAUCAUCUUCACAUAUACAUCUUCUCUAUCUAUUUUUUAUCACGUUUCAAAUGUCUAGUUCUUCAAUUGCGAAAAAACCCGAGGGGUUAACUUGCGAGAAGGGAAACUAAAAUGUUACUUUUGUCGAGUUUGAUGUGUGUGUGUU
This is a messenger RNA of Cynara cardunculus var. scolymus (artichoke), 841 nucleotides long. Its product is annotated as UPF0098 protein CPn_0877/CP_0992/CPj0877/CpB0906. The coding region runs from base 85 to 591 and encodes 168 amino acids. The record is from RefSeq and is a predicted model, not a curated record. NCBI's taxonomy places the organism in Eukaryota, Viridiplantae, Streptophyta, Magnoliopsida, Asterales, Asteraceae. The transcript is spliced from 3 exons.